UGCGACAUGACUUCAAAGAAUGGUGUUGGUGUGACAGAGAUCUGACAUGACAGUGAAUCAAGAACACUUGUGAAAGGAUAUGAAGAUCCAGGCUCUUACAAACGAACGAUCGAAUAUGACAUUUCGAUGGAAAAAAUUGUUGCCAUCAUCAACGAGUCCAGGAAUUGUGAGCAGUUUAUUAAAUAUGAAUGUUACGGUAGCAGCGUUCUUAGGUUCAACGAUGCAGGUGAAUCUUAUGGUUGGUGGGUAUCACGUCAAGGUUCAAAGAUGAAUUACUGGGGGGGAGCGGCAGUCAACAGUGGAAAGUGUUCAUGUGGAAUGACCAACAGCUGUGCAGGUGGAGAAAAGUGCAAUUGCAACAAGAAUGAUCUGGUAUGGCGUGAAGACAAUGGAUACCUGACAGACAAGAACACGCUCCCUGUUACUGAGUUGAGAUUUGGUGAUACUGGCAUAUAUUCCGGUAAAGAGGAGAGUGGUUAUUAUACAUUGGGUAAAUUACGUUGCUGGGGAUAG
This is a messenger RNA of Dendronephthya gigantea, 513 nucleotides long. RefSeq names its product neurexin-4-like. Lineage: Eukaryota; Metazoa; Cnidaria; Anthozoa; Malacalcyonacea; Nephtheidae. The record is from RefSeq and is a predicted model, not a curated record. The transcript has a single exon.